GACUGUCAGGACACAAUUAUGAUAAUGGCACGAUUUAAUUUGUUAGGUGUGGCAUUGCUUUUGAUAGAAGUGAUGUCGAUCUCACUGGCCACAUCCUGUCAUAACGACCAUGAAUGCAGCACCGUACAAUGUUCAGUUCCGGGUGCAUCAAGUUUCUGCAAUCAAGGCGAAUGCGCAUGUCCACUGUGUGAUUCUGACGCUGACUGCCCGCUCCCUUGUCCUUUCCGGUUUACUGGUCACUGCAACCAGGGCAACUGCACAUGCAGAGUGAUUUUAUCCGGCAGACGACUGUUACAGCCUUGCACAAAUGAUACUCCAUGCUAUAUGCCGUGUCCAUUUGGGCAAGUCGGCCAUUGCGAUGAAGGGACGUGCAAAUGCCAAAUCCAAUGCAAACCAGACAUCUGUCGUAUUAAAUGCCCAACCGGCGUGUGCAUGAAUGGCGCAUGUGACUGCAAUGCAACUUGUACCCGGAAUACCGAGUGUGCCAAUGUCUACUGCUAUGCGAACCAGACUGGGUUUUGUAACUUGGGCCACUGUGACUGCCAUAUCCCUUGCACGGAUGACAAGGACUGCCCACUUCCGUGCCCGUAUCCACAGAGCGGAUAUUGUGACCAGUAUGGCUCUUGCAGAUGCCACUGAAGACCACUGACAACUUUCCUUUUCAUUUAUAGUUGUACUAAAUGAUAAGUUAAUAAAAUAGUGUUGUCACUUAUAA
This is a messenger RNA of Mya arenaria, 715 nucleotides long. Its product is annotated as scavenger receptor class F member 1-like. Lineage: Eukaryota; Metazoa; Mollusca; Bivalvia; Myida; Myidae. The record is from RefSeq and is a predicted model, not a curated record. The coding region runs from base 19 to 639 and encodes 206 amino acids. The transcript has 2 exons.